GGGGUUUGCUGGGGCCCAGAAACGAGCUCUUCGAUGCUGCCAAAUACCGGCUCCUUGCUGACCAGCUCGGCUGUCCCGACGAGAGGUGGUGCUCGGAGGGCAAGUGGCGCUCCAAGUCCGGACCGUCUCUUGCCGACUUGUCAACUUGCUGGCGACGGAUGGAGCCGGAUGAUUCCAUCCAGCCCAUGGAGCAGGGCAGGAUGCCUAAAGCAAUGAGGAGAGAAGAGCUGGAGGAAGGGGAGCUGGAGGAAGGGGAACUGGAGGAAGGAGAGCUGGAAGAAGAAGCAAUCGAUGUUUCUGAUUAUCUACCGAUGGCACAUCAGGACGCUCGAACCCCAGGCAGGGACGCGAGCCGAGGAGGGAGUUCCAUUGAAAUGACAGACGACAACACCGCCAUCCGUGCCCUGACGCAGUUCCCACUUCCCAAAAAUCUCCUGGCCCAAGUGAUUCAGAUUGCAACCUCUUCCUCCACCGUCAAGGAAUACAUGCAGUUCCGUACAGUAGGCACCAAGACCAAGAUCUGCAAGCUCACGCUCCGCUGGCCCUGUCCAAUGACUUUUGCUGCCAAGGGCCGUCGCAAGGUGGAGGCAGAAAACAAAGCGGCGGCGCUGGCCUGUCAGAAGCUUAAGAGCCUUGGCUUGGUGGACAAGAACAACAACCCCCUCAGCCAUGCUAUGUACAACAUGACUUCACUCCGGGAGCUUGGAGAGAACCAGAGGAAACCUUGCCACAUCAAAGUCCCCGAAGCCACGCUGCGCAAGAUUGAGAACUACCUGAAUCACUACCCAGUGGACAUCAGGGAGUCCAGGCCCCGGAUUGCUGAUGACAUGAUGAACCUGAGCAAGGAAUCUGGUGCGAUAAGCGAUGCGAUCACGGGGAAGACCUAUAUACCCAUGUUGGAAGCAGAGGAAGUGCGCCUUAGCCAGAAUCUCCUGGCCCUCUGGAAAAGGAGAGGAUCCUCAUGGCAGGAGAGCCACCCGCUGCCAGUAGAUCCUCACAAGGACACCAUCCUGUCAGCCAUUGAGCAGAACCCUGUUGUGGUAAUAGCGGGAGACACAGGCUGUGGGAAAACCACGAGGAUCCCUCAGCUCCUGCUGGAACACUACAUCCUGGAGGGACGCGGCGCCCGCUGCAACGUCGUGAUCACCCAGCCGAGGAGGAUCAGCGCCAUCUCCGUCGCUCAGCGCGUGGCUCAAGAGUUGGGUCCCAACAUGAGGAAGAACGUGGGCUACCAGGUUCGACUGGAGAGCAAGCCCCCUGCCCGGGGAGGAGCCCUGCUCUUCUGCACCGUGGGCAUCCUGCUGCGGAAACUGCAGGGCAACCCCAGCCUGGAGGGCGUCAGCCACGUCGUGGUCGAUGAGGUCCACGAGCGAGAUGUCAACACUGAUUUCCUGCUCAUCCUGCUGCAAGGCCUCCCGCAGCUCAACCCCGACCUGCGCCUGGUCCUGAUGAGCGCCACCGGGGACAACCAGCGUUUCUCCCAUUAUUUUGGAGAUUGCCCCGUGGUCAAGGUGCCGGGAUUCAUGUACCCGGUGAAGGAGUACUAUCUGGAGGAGAUCUUGGCCAAGCUGGGCCGGCACCGACACCGGCACUAUGAGAUCAAGCAAUCGGAUGAUGAAUGCGUCCUUGAUCUUGAUCUGAUCACCGACCUCGUAUUCCAGAUUGAUGCCCAUGGGGAACCAGGUGGGAUCCUUUGCUUCCUCCCUGGGUGGCAGGAAAUCAAAGGAGUGCAGCAGCGCCUGCUAGAGAUGCUCGGAUCUCAGAACAGCCGGUACCUCGUCUUACCGGUCCAUUCCAACAUCCCCAUGAUGGACCAGCAAAACAUAUUCCAGAGGCCUCCACCGGGCGUCAGGAAGAUCGUCCUGGCCACCAACAUCGCCGAGACCUCCAUCACCAUCAACGACAUCGUGCACGUGGUGGACAGUGGCACGCACAAGGAGGAACGCUACGAUCUGAAGACCAAGGUGUCCUGCCUGGAAACGGUGUGGGUGUCCAAGUCAAACGUGGUGCAGAGGCGAGGGCGUGCUGGCCGCUGUCAGUCGGGAUUUGCCUAUCACCUCUUCCCUCGCAGCCGCCUGGACAAGAUGCCAACUUACCAGGUUCCAGAGAUCCUACGGACCCCACUGGAGAACCUGGUGGUUCAGGCCAAGAUCCACAUGCCAGAGAAAACG
Eurypyga helias (sunbittern) is the source of this 2171-nucleotide messenger RNA. It is a transcript of the gene DHX30, whose product is annotated as DEAH (Asp-Glu-Ala-His) box helicase 30. The annotation marks the transcript as partial. The record is from RefSeq and is a predicted model, not a curated record. NCBI's taxonomy places the organism in Eukaryota, Metazoa, Chordata, Aves, Eurypygiformes, Eurypygidae. Gene Ontology annotation, cellular component: nucleus; cytoplasm; intracellular anatomical structure. The transcript has 9 exons. Gene Ontology annotation, molecular function: G-quadruplex RNA binding; DNA helicase activity; ATP binding.